AUGGCCAUUGAUUUGGGAGAGCCGUUGCCUUUACCAUACAAAACUAGCAAGCCAAUACUCUCGCUGGUUCAAACUGCUCAUAAACUAGAAGACGAAGAUGAAACAGCUGUUGAAACCAAAACAUUCAGACACCAACGAAAAGUCUCAGACAAUAUACGGAAGCCCAUAAGGCUUGAAACAGGUAGAACCACAUCAAAAGCCAACGACGAGUUGCGAGAUCGACUUUUAAUGAGAAGCCAGGAACAUUUUGAUUCCAACGAGAAAAUUACCCCAGUUUCUAGAACGGUUACGUCUAUACGACGGGACCUAUUGGACAUAGAAAGAUUACUCAAGACAGAACGCGAGCAAAGUCUCAGCAGUUUACAAUUGGCCAAGCUCGAGUUAGAGCUGGUACUAAGUGUUUUGAAAAAGAAAGAAAUUGAAAAAGAAGAAGACGAAAAAAACGAUGUAGAAUCAAUUCAAGAUUCGAAUGGAGAUGAACAACAACUAAAAGGGCCUCUGGGACAAGAAGCUUCAGCAGAAAGGUCGACAGAGGUCUUUGAAGCUUUGGAGCGACUUCAAAAGGGCAGUGUACAAAAAAGCAGAAACAAAAACAGUCACAAGUUCAGCAUUGAGUUGGACUAUCAGUACUUAUUUGUGGCAGCAGUCAUACUUGUGGUAUUCCUCAUUUCCUCGUUUGUAGUAUCGGAGCUCAGCUAUGAGUACUGCUACUACUUCUGUUAG
Messenger RNA from Scheffersomyces stipitis CBS 6054, 723 nucleotides. RefSeq lists its product as uncharacterized. The coding region runs from base 1 to 723 and encodes 240 amino acids. The transcript has a single exon. NCBI's taxonomy places the organism in Eukaryota, Fungi, Ascomycota, Pichiomycetes, Serinales, Debaryomycetaceae. The record is from RefSeq and is a predicted model, not a curated record.